AUGGAUGAUAAUCUAUGUGGAAAAAUUGUUUUUUUGAGGAAGUAUUUACCUGAUGAGUUGGACAAUAUUAAACCACUUGAUUUUUAUGGAUAUCAGGGUUUCAAAAAUUACUGCCCUAGUUCAAGCUGCAAUAGUGAACUCGAAAAAAUUACGAUUGGAUUUUUAUGGUUACUUGAACAAUAUUUUACUAUAUCCCUAGAUAAAAGUUAUAAUGAAAAUAAUACUAAACCAUUUUUUCUAUAUAUUAUUUUAUGGUUAAGUUACAAAUUAAAUAAAAACACAGAGCACAAUACCACCAAAAUAAACGAUUUUUAUACUCAACAUGUAAUUGAUAGUAAUAAAUAUAGUAAUUUUAAAGAUUCUGCCUAUAAAUUUUCAGGUCUUGAGGAAUUCAUAAAUAAACAAAAAGAAUUGUUUAAUAUUAAUAUUAAUGAUCUGUCUAAUUUUUAUGAUGCAUCCAAAUUAAUAUGUAGUAUGUAUGGUAAUUUGGCAACGAAUACAAAUGAGGAUGCACUGUUAAAUAAUGCGAAUGAAUUUGUUAACAAAUAUCAAGAACUUAAUGGAUAUUCUAAUAAUACUGGUGGCAGUUCAUAUCAACAAAUAUUGUCUGCUUUAUCAACUGAUUAUGAUAAUUUAAAAAAUAAAAGUACCAAUGUUACAUCUCUUCCAGAGAUAACAGCAAAAGUUUCUGCACUAAUAUCUGGAGAUACAUCAAGUUCGUCGAUAGGAAACAAAUUAUUUACAGUUUUAUCUAUAUUUGGUGCAAUAGCAUUUUUUUUAGGAAUUUCUUAUAAGUAUUCGUUAUUUGGAUUUCGGAAACGAGCUCAAAAACAAUAUUUAAGAGAAAAAAUAAAAAAAAUAAAGAAGAAAAUGAAUCAUUAA
Messenger RNA from Plasmodium yoelii, 882 nucleotides. RefSeq names its product PIR protein. The record is from RefSeq and is a predicted model, not a curated record. The transcript is spliced from 3 exons. Bases 1 to 882 code for a protein of 293 amino acids. NCBI's taxonomy places the organism in Eukaryota, Apicomplexa, Aconoidasida, Haemosporida, Plasmodiidae.